Messenger RNA from Exophiala oligosperma, 4576 nucleotides. RefSeq lists its product as uncharacterized. Bases 73 to 4434 code for a protein of 1453 amino acids. The transcript has a single exon. Lineage: Eukaryota; Fungi; Ascomycota; Eurotiomycetes; Chaetothyriales; Herpotrichiellaceae. The record is from RefSeq and is a predicted model, not a curated record. Gene Ontology annotation, cellular component: cytoplasm. Gene Ontology annotation, molecular function: ATP binding; MAP kinase kinase kinase activity. Gene Ontology annotation, biological process: stress-activated MAPK cascade; protein phosphorylation.
CUGACCUGUCCCUUUUGACUUGCUCUUCGGUUGUCCUCGCGUAGAGAAAGGGAUGUAAACAGAAUCGUCGACAUGCAUCUGCAAGGAAAUGGACUGGCAACGAGUCAGCCUCUUUACCAGCCACAGGCAGUGUCAACGCCUGCAACAGCAACAGCGCCUGCGCGGGUGAUUCUGGAAUCUCCAACUCCCCCGGGAGAGCCGCCAUUACUGCCUCUCCAAACCGCCCCAACUCAGAUCCCUGUGCCAGUUCGACCUGCUAAUCUCGCCUCACGCGUUGGUCCUCGUCCUCCCAAAAGCGAAGGGCAACGCAUCGAAGAAGGCCGACUGCCUCUCGUCAUGGAACAUGAAGAGCUGCCCCCGAUGCAUCGCGGUAGCGCAGGUUCCUCGUCUGGAUCCUCGGAUGAGGAUCUCGCCAGUGCCGCCACCUCCUCCGCAGUCUAUGGGUAUCCGCCCUCCACCUACGACGCUGCCGAUAACGCGGUAAAUUUUACGACUACUCCUACCUCCUCCAUCUCGGCCUAUACUCCCUCGAGCGGUUUUUCAAGUUUGUCGUCUUGGAAUUCAUAUGGACCCCGGCCUCGCGGGGGCAGUGGCGGACUCAACCCGGCCACCAUGGACAGAACCUUUUCCGCCGAUGCACAAACUGCGUCCGCAGACCUGCGUGGUGUAAGACCGACAGGACCUCUGAGAACACCCUCGAAUACCUAUGCUCCUCCAAGACGACCUCCGCAGUUGUCGUCGCUAAAUUCGAAACGGAUGCAUUCGUCAAGCACCAUGAGAACCUCUAGAAGAGAUCCGAAUGCCCAAUAUAAGGCGCAAGAGAAGGCAUAUGUACAGCGUAUGAGGCAACAGCCUCAAGACUGGUUGGACAGUGACCCUCGGACACCCAGCAUUGGCUAUAGUACAGACGAUGAGACCGAUGAUGAAUCCCCAUCCACCGAGCACCCUUUCGAUGAUCCCUACGACCCGGAAACGUUGAUGUUCUUGGGCAAUGAGGACAACUUACAGCCAUCCGAGGAAGAAUUACAUAAUCCGCAAAACAGAGAACGGCUGGAAUGGCAUUCAAUGUUGGCGUCAGUACUCAAGGGCGAUGUGGUGAAGCAAGAAAAACAAAGAUUGAUUGGAACAACGGAACAAAAAACAAGGACAGAAAUCGGUUCAGAGAUCUGGAUAGGAGCCCGAGCAAAAUACUAUGGACGCCCGCUUCUAAUGCAGAAGAAGCUUAUCGAAGAGAGUCGCAAGGAUCUUGCGCCCGUCAUUGAAAGUAUCAUCGCCUUUGAGAUCAAGGGUGAAACGGUGGUGGGCAAGUCUCCUCUGGAGCAGGUCGAGGAAGCCGUCUCCAAUAUCGAAAAGUGUGAAUGGCUCUAUUCCUCGAGAAGGGAACUGGAGGCCGCUCAAACCAGGGCCGCUUCCGACGCCUUCCAGGAAAGCUGCGACGCCAUUGUCUCCUGGCACAAUAUAACCCAGUCCAUCAACACAGAGCUUGCAGUCCUUCAGGCCUGGGUCGGCAACCCGGAACUUGACUUCAGCAAACAGAAACGACGGUCUAGCCACGAUGGUGAGCUGUCCGACGAGUCAUCCUUCAUCGAUCGAAUCCUCAAGGAAGAUGGUCUGAGUUCUCUGCAGGGUGAUAAGAGCAUGUUCAAGGGAAUCGGCCAAGUUAUCAACAAAGCCAAGAGCACUCUGAUCGAGAAUGCCGAAGCUUUUGCAGCACGCCACCUACCUCCAUAUAUCGAAGAACUCUUAACCCUGAUCAAUUUCCCGUCGAGGUUGAUCCAGGAGAUCAUCCGCAUGCGGUUAUCGUACGCCAGGAAGAUGAAGGAAUCGGCUCAACAGUCUGUGAUGAUUAUCGAUCAGAUGAUUUCACAGUUCCAGAUAUUGAUGCGGCUUGCUUGUCUGAUUAAGCAACAGUAUCUCGCAAUUUCGCAUCCACAACCUGGGUGGGACUUGCCCCCAUGCAUUGAUGAGUCGUUUGACUCGGUAAUCGUGGAUGCUCUGAAGUUCUACUUUAAGAUGCUGAAUUGGAAACUCGGUGCCAACAAGAACACUUUUCGAGAAGCCGAAAUCCUUGAACAAGAAUGGGGCUUCUCCAAUGAGAUAGGACGCCAACUCGAAGGAGGAGACAUUGAAGUAGCCGAACAGUUCAGUUCUUUGACUGCGAAGUCUUUGCUUCGGCUUACAGCUUCAUUCGAGCGUGAAUUACGCUCAAAACCAGAUGAAAGCGCUCAAGAUAUGGAGAAGCGAUACAAGACUAUCCUGGAUUCGGUCCGUGUACGGCAAAGAAAAUUGUUCCGCUUUUCACGAAUCCUGCGACAACGAUUUGAGAAUGCCACCGAGUUUAAUUUGGCCAUGGAUGCAGAGCAACUACAGAAUUUUUGCGAAUCGCUGACCAUGUCCGACCACAUUCUUCUAGAUGUCGGGCCCAAUAGUCCGAAAGGGGUCCAUUUCCUAGCCUCUCCAUCGCUAUGGGGCAGAUCUAAGGAGAUUCAGUCCAUCCUGGGCACGUCUUUUCAUGCCGAUGAUGCACCGGAAGAUCCUUCCAACCCUUACAUUUUGGUGAUUCAUCCGGAAGAUCCAAUGAUCUGGGAAGGCCAGAGAAUGGAUGUCGACGUUCUUGAACUCCCCAACGAUGUAAGACUUGGCCGGCUCCGACUUGUUGCUGACGGCUCGUCUCUGCGAUUGCAAGGUGCUAGAAUGGAGUUUGCAAAUGCUGUUGGCCAUGAUCUGGAUGUUGUCAUCGAACAAAGGGCCAACCUCUCGCGAGUCAACCAGGAGUUGGGAAAGAUCAAGAAGACAACGUUUAAGCUAUCGAAUACUAUCAUGGAAAGUGUGGAGGUAAUUCGAUCCCAGAAUGGUGGCAUCGCAAGCCCUGAGCUGGUGCAGUCAUGCUUCGCCUUCGCAACCGAGUUUGGGAAACGAUCGCUCACGUACAUGGACGCCAAUCGACGAAUGAUGAAUAAUCUGAAGCUGACUAGGUUGGCUUUGGAUUGGAUCAGCUUCAUCUGUGAUGAUUGUGAUGCUGCUGACCGAAGAACAUUCAAAUGGGCCGUGGUGGCAUUGGAAUUUGCCAUGGCGAUGACGCGGGGUCGAAAUGUGUUGGAUAUCAGCGAAGAGGACUACAGGAGGAUUCGAGUCAAGGUGGCAGGCUGUAUGUCCGUCCUCAUCUCCCAUUUUGACAUCAUGGGUGCGAGGUCUACAUUGGCGGCACAGCAAGAGAAGUCAAGGAUGGAGGCAUUAUCUGGGAUGAACAAACGGCUUGAUUUCAACAAGCUUAGAAACGACGAAGACUGCCGCCAGGAGAUGACCGAGUUAAGAGUGUCCCAACUCAACGCCAUUGACCAAGCUCGCGAAGAACGCGGCACGAAAACGUCACUUGGACGUGUUUUGGAAGGAUCAAAUGAGGCCGAUCGAUCCCUCACAUUCCUGUCCUCUUCGGCCACCAACAUCACCAUGAGAUGGCAACAAGGACAAUUUGUCGGCGGUGGCACGUUCGGCUCUGUCUACGCUGCACUGAACCUUGACACCGGUACUUUGAUGGCUGUCAAGGAGAUUCGUCUACAAGAUCCCCAGCUCAUUCCUACCAUUGUGAAACAGAUUGGUGACGAAAUGGGCGUCUUGGCUGUUCUGGAUCAUCCCAACAUUGUGUCUUACUACGGUAUUGAGGUGCAUCGGGACAAGGUCUAUAUCUUUAUGGAGUACUGUUCAGGUGGUUCGGUUGCUGGUCUUCUCGAGCAUGGCCGCAUUGAGGACGAGACUGUGAUUAUGGUGUAUGCCUUGCAGAUGCUCGAGGGUUUGGCGUACUUACACUCAGCUCACAUUGUGCAUCGGGAUAUCAAGCCUGAAAAUGUACUACUCGACCACAAUGGAGUCAUCAAAUAUGUCGACUUUGGAGCGGCCAAGAUCAUCGCUCGACAGGGCCAGACACUCAUGGCUGCGGAACCCCAGAAACGCAUGGCGGGCGAAGGGCCUCACAUUGCCAACAAUGGACCGGCGGCACGACAGCCGCAGAAGACCAUGACGGGAACACCCAUGUACAUGUCACCAGAAGUGAUUCGAGGAGAUGGACCAGCAACCUCGCGAUUUUCCGGGGCUGCCGACAUCUGGUCUCUUGGUUGCGUCAUUCUCGAGAUGGCUACGGGUCGUCGACCUUGGUCAACCCUGGACAAUGAAUGGGCGAUCAUGUACAAUAUUGCUCAAGGCAAUCCGCCCCAACUACCCACAGAAGACCAGCUCAGCUCUACUGGCGUGGACUUUUUGAAGAAGUGCUUCGAACGCGAUCCAGCCAAGCGGAGUACAGCGGCUGAACUGUUGCAGCAUCCAUGGAUCGUGGAAAUCCGGAAGUUGGUGGUGGAUGAACCGGAUGUGCAGACUCCAAGAAGCGACUCUAGUGGCGGCGUUUCUAUUCCAAGUCGCCAGAAUUCUUCUAUACUAUGAGGUUGGAUAAUGAGCUUGAAGGUACCUCAAUACUAGGUAUAUAUACCUUGGUAAGGAUGGAGUAAUAGGAUUUCUACCAUACUGUAUCUCUCGAGACUGGUACAGAAUUUGUAAUGAAUAUGGAAUCUUUGUUCCAAUGUGA